AUGGAUUCAGAAGACGAUCCAGUCAUCGCCUCAUACGACAUCUUCCUAACAGAUUCUGAAAUCCAACGUCACGUUUUCCAAUAUGUUGACCGCCCUUCCAAGCUACCCUACAACGCGAGCCGAGACCAGAAGCCAAUAGCGCUCCGAAUGAAACUCAACACCGGCAUCGUCGAGGUCGAGGUCCCUAUCAACACUCACGUCAACUACGAUCAUGGCAAGGCUGCUAAAUACGGCGACGCGCUAGACCACAGUCUCGCCACUGGCGGCUUUGGUAUGGGCGGUGGUUUCAACUCCGGUGCCGUGGGUAGCGGCGCUGUGCGAGCAGCCAAGGCAAAGACGGGCGAAACUGCUACGGGAAAGAAACAUCAAGCUUUCGAUGAAAACUCAAAGCUCCAGACGCAAACAUUGGGUGGACGUAUUAAGACACCGGAGGAGGGGGAUCCAGUUCAUAUGCUGGCUACAUUUCAAGGCAAAAACAUGUUUUUAUCUCCAGUUACCGCUGUCGUUCAAUUACAACCCCAGCUGCAUCACAUCGAUGCGUUGGAUGAGAUGCCCCAGCGGAUGGUCCGCGCCAAAGAGGAAAGCGAAUUCGUACCGCGUGUUGUGGAUAUGAAAGUCAGGAAUUCAGAAGACGCAAGUGCAAUGCUGACGGGCAAUCUGGAUCUCCUACAGCGGAUGUCGGAGGAAGUAUGGACGAAAUUUGAUUGGGUAGAUGCAGAGACCGAAGAGGCCUGGUCUGUUUAUGAAGAUUACAUGGUGGAUAAAGCUCCAGAAGAGCUCCCGCAGCUUGAAGCAGCACUUGAUAUCGAAGAUUAUCUGGACGCAAUGAGCGCCCCACGAAUUGAUCCUGUGCGACCGGAUCUGACGGGAUGGGCGAUGAAGCAGAACCGACUGAUCAGACUGAAUCAACUAAAUCAGUCAGAGCAAUAA
Penicillium taxi is the source of this 930-nucleotide messenger RNA. RefSeq lists its product as uncharacterized. Lineage: Eukaryota; Fungi; Ascomycota; Eurotiomycetes; Eurotiales; Aspergillaceae. The record is from RefSeq and is a predicted model, not a curated record. The transcript has 3 exons. Gene Ontology annotation, cellular component: nucleus; RNA polymerase III complex. Bases 1 to 930 code for a protein of 309 amino acids. Gene Ontology annotation, biological process: DNA-templated transcription.